CAAAGUUGCGUUCACCGGAAGGGAGAGGUUCGACACUCAGGGUGAUUUGCACAAUAUCCGACUGAGCUGAAAUUUGCAAGGGACAGGUAGAUGCCAGUGGUGAAUUUUCGGUCCACUGGGAAAUCGAAAUUCAACUGACCAUUGCAUUCUUCUCCAUGGUAGUCCCCAGGCGAGAUUGGUUGCAUAGCUUGCAGGCAACAGGCUGCUGAUCCGCGCGACUCUAUGCGAAUAUCCUCCGGCAGGUAUGACUCCAGAUUAUCUUCAAGAUGAGGACUCGGUUGCUUCGAAGUCAGACUCUGUCCGUAGCUUUGGCGAUUCGGGGUGUACUUUCUCUCCCGACUGCAGGGGCGAUUGGACCGAGGAUUGGGUCUUCACCUUCGCUAUUGAUAGUUGCAGACAGAGCUCAAUUUCUGCCACCGAGUAGCCAUUCUCCGAUUUUCAGCGAUCGGCAGAGUACACCUCGUGCCUCUGAUUUAUACGAUGGUGACUGCUUGCCCUCGAGCUCACAUUCGUCCACCGAUCGGCAUCCAUUUCCACGUGUAUUCUCCCGGAAGUUUUCGUGGCAGGCCGCCGCCCCACAACGUGGGAGCGGCAUUUUGGGCGAUGAAUUCUGGACCAAGCCUAUGGGGAGCGAGGUGGUCGAUGAAAAGGAGUUGAAAAAGAAGGGAAGUUAUUGGAGGAAACAGGAUCCAGAGUACCAGGAAGCUAAGAUCAUAGCCAGCGUCUGCAAUGUGCUGCAAAGAUGCGAGUGGACACUCGAGACGGAGAGAGCUCUCUCAGAGUUGAAUGUGAAACUAACCCCUUUCCUCGUCUACGAAGUACUGAAGCGUCAACGGGAUGCGGAAUUGGCAUUCGGCUUUUUCGAGUGGGCCAAAUAUCAACCAGGGUAUAGGCACGAGACUGCAGUGUACACGCGGAUGGUGAUGAUAGCAGGCGCUUCCAGGAAGUAUGAAGCCGUGCAAGCUCUGGUGAGUGAGAUGGAAGCCGAGGGUUGUGAGAGAAACCUCGCCUUUUACAAUGCUCUCGUAGAAUUCUUUUCGCAGGCUCAGAUGCUGGACGAAGCUCUGCACACGCUGGACACAAUUAAAGCAUGUGGAUGGGGACCCACUUACUUCACUUAUAAGUGCAUCAUCCAUUCUGCUCUGAAGUCUGGAAACCUCAGAACUGGCGCUGACUUGUUCAUGGAGAUGAUGCAAGUAGGUUUCAUGCCCGACAAUACCACCAUCAACAUGCUGAUCGAUUCGUUUGCGAAGACAGGUCAAUUGCGGACAGCUUACAACAUUUUUCGUGAGAUGAUCGAGAGAGGUUGCGUACCGGAUGUUUACACUUACACGAUUGUAAUUCGAAGUCUUGGUCAGAAGGGUCACAUGGAUUCCGCGAUGAAGAUAUUCAGAGAUAUGAUUGCUGCGGGAGUUCGGCCUACAUCCUUCACGUACCACAGCUUGAUACAUGCUUUUGGUCGAGAGGGUAAGGUGGAUGAAGCUGUUCAACUAGUGAACGAAAUGGUUGGCAAAGGCUAUCAACCAGGUAUCAUUACCUAUAACAUUCUUAUCGAUGCUUACGCGAAGGCUGGUGACUGGGACGGAGCUAUGGAAUUGUUCGAGAGAGCAAAAGGUAUGGCCGACGCCGUGACUUACAACAGUAUGCUGGACCGAGCUGUGAAGAAAGGUGACGUGCAUGCAGCUUCUCAACUUUUUGAGCAGAUGGGUGCCACAGGAUGCAUCGCGAACAAGGUUACUUACGCAAUCUUGAUUAGGGGCCUCACUAAGGUCGGAAAGGUAGAGGAAGCGUGUAAAUUGUACGAGGAGAUGAAACGUUUGGACCUCAAACCGGAUGCCACCAUUUUCAACAAUCUUAUCGAUUGUCUCGGGAAGAGGAGACUCAUUGACCUAACCAUGAGGCUUUUUCAGGAGAUGAAGGAGCAGGGUGUCCGUCCCGAUAUGUGUACAUACAAUACAUUGAUCAAUCGCCUGUGUAAAGCAGGUCAAAUAGAGACAGCGUCUAAAAUUGCCGAAGAAAUGGCCGAAGCCGGCUGUAUACCGGGUCGAGUUACAUACAAUUGUCUUAUCAACAGUCUUGGCAAAGCAAGGAAGAUUGACGCAGCGUGCAAGAUAUUCCUUGAAAUGCAGCGAAAGGGCGCCAAACCGGAUGUGGUUACCUAUACCUGCCUCAUCGAUGGUUUUUUCAUCGCAGAGAAGGUUGAUUCAGCCUUGUACAUGUUCCAAGAGAUGAAGAAGGUAGGCUGUUAUCCCAACGUAGUUACUUACAACGUGCUCAUUGAUCACCUGAUCAGACAAGGAAGGCUUCCUGCUGCUCUGAACUUUUGGCAGGAGAUGAAAGAGAAGGGUCUUACUCCCGAUGAGAUAACCGAAACAAUUCUAGGCCGCAUUCCACCCAAUUCCAGAAAUGGGCACGGUGGAGGUCAAGACGAGGCUGACAAGUGACCAUCAUGUACGAGAGCGCGAUGGGUAGCGGAGAGAGAGAUAGUAUACUGCGGCCGGAUUAGUUUAGAAGAUGAGCCCGUACUGGACGACGCAGGAAGCUGUUUUGAGGAAUGCCCGAACGCAUGAGAUGAAUGUGACUCAGGAUUCAUACCAAUUUCAUACAGGGUGAUGUACUUACAGGAGACUUGCGGGGAUGAUCAUGUGGCACCUCUAGAGUUGUAGAGUAAGCGAUUAAAGAGACAUCGGAUCCUGGAUAUUUAUCAUCUGGACUUGAAGAUGAUUCUUCUAUUUUAUUAUACAUUCUGCUCGCCGACAUCCCCUUAUUAGCAUUAUUGGUCUGUUCAAAUAGGCAUUCUUUACUUCAAGCCGGGUACUUGUCACCAUGGUAUCCUACACGGACCUUACUCCAUUGUUGGAGGCACAUGUAACUUGACGUCUUUGUGUUGAGCUCGGUACCUAGUCCUGGUCAAGGCUCACUUAAGAAGCUCGGUCGGAAAACUUUCUUGCCCACAGCCUCAAGUGCAUGACGAUCUGAAGACUGCAAACAGUCCUCAGCAUUUGGCCAUAUUUAAAUCUUUCUACAAGAGAGUCAAGAACCUUGUCUGCAUUCUUCGGUGUUCGGAAUGUUUUCGAACGGCGUAUUGUUUCGAACUCCUGCAAGUUUCUUAACCAAAGUAUUUAAUGAGUUUAAGCAUGCACCGAAUGUAUUGGACAUGUUCCAUCUUUCAAGAGACAACUUAAUACGC
Molecule: messenger RNA, 3190 nt
Organism: Marchantia polymorpha subsp. ruderalis
Lineage: Eukaryota; Viridiplantae; Streptophyta; Marchantiopsida; Marchantiales; Marchantiaceae
Source: the annotation of a GenBank genome assembly